Suillus fuscotomentosus is the source of this 1152-nucleotide messenger RNA. RefSeq lists its product as uncharacterized. Lineage: Eukaryota; Fungi; Basidiomycota; Agaricomycetes; Boletales; Suillaceae. The transcript is spliced from 4 exons. Bases 117 to 860 code for a protein of 247 amino acids. The record is from RefSeq and is a predicted model, not a curated record.
GCUCUUCCGACCACUUGGGCCUUCGAGUCCCGCCAACUCCUCGCUUCAUUCCACGUCUCGGAAUUUCCCGAGCUCGUCCUCGCCCAAUUUACGCCAACUAGCUUACACGAUCUCCAAUGACACUAAAAUCUUCAUAUGUGACAUUCCAGCCAACAUCCUUACUAGCAUUGGACUUGAAGCGCAGCCUAGUACCAAUAAAUCUGAUUCACGCCAUGCUGGUCUGCUCAACGUAUGUGGACCCGCCCUUUCCUUCAUCUGCACCGCACUUUUAUUCAUUACAGUCCGAUGCAACACCUCGUCCCGCGCGUCAUAAACCAGUGAUAAUACCUGCCAUGUCUCCCAUCCCCCGACCUUUGCCUGCCAAGGAUCCACAUGCUCGCCUCCGCUUUCUACGCAAGCUCUUUUCUCGUACAGACGCGGGUCGCAUCGAUGAGCCUUAUCUCCUGGAUUUCCCUGCUACAUCGCCUCUACCUUGUCCACUUCCAAAGCACGACGAGAAUUCUCGACGCACACCAGCACCACCCACCACCCAAUCCUCUGUCAUCAAUACUUCCCCGACCUUCAGAUCAAAUCGACUAUCAAGCUGUUUGUUUUUGCGUCUAGUUAUCGGGCAUCUUGUUCGACGUUACUGUAAUUGCUGCUCGUUGUAUGUGUUGUCCUCCCUACACUCAUGUCGAAUUCAUGGUCGCUAUUGCCCCCUGAAGCGCUUGAGAUAUGAUCACAGUGCCAAUGGUCGAUUCUGUCCAGACUCCAGUGUCUACGGCGCUCCGAGAUAUUGUCCCUGCGUUUCUAUCUGUCAUGAGCAUUUACUAUCCAGACUCCAGAGCCUUUUAACCUCCGACAUAGCUGGCCUCCGCUGAAGGGACUUCAUCGUGUUGAGUCAAUUGUGGGUCCGCGCCUUGUUGCAAUAGUUCACCUCGCAUUGUGACAUCUGUUGAGGCGCGCUCUCAAGAUUUUACAGAGAAAAUGUGUUGACAUCUCUGAUAUUGAUGCUUCUCAAGUUUUUCUUCGGGAGGGACGGGCGAUGAUGUCACAAAUUGUUUCAACUCACCUACUCGCUCGUUCAUUAGAUAUUCCAGCUCGCGCGUACAUGAGAGGAGCGUGUGUAUUAUAACCAACAAAUCACCAAAUUACCAUGAUGAUGAUGAUGAU